Messenger RNA from Syzygium oleosum, 1143 nucleotides. RefSeq names its product probable xyloglucan endotransglucosylase/hydrolase protein 33. Lineage: Eukaryota; Viridiplantae; Streptophyta; Magnoliopsida; Myrtales; Myrtaceae. Gene Ontology annotation, biological process: xyloglucan metabolic process; cell wall biogenesis. The record is from RefSeq and is a predicted model, not a curated record. Gene Ontology annotation, molecular function: hydrolase activity, hydrolyzing O-glycosyl compounds; xyloglucan:xyloglucosyl transferase activity. Gene Ontology annotation, cellular component: cell wall; apoplast. The transcript has 4 exons. Bases 3 to 944 code for a protein of 313 amino acids.
AUAUGGCCCUCCUCCAAGAAAAUACACUCCUCUCUCUCCUCUUCCUCCUUUGCAUGGCCAUGUCUGUCUCUUCACACAACAGGCCUUACACGACUCCGGACGUCCCUCGCUUGACAGAUUUAUUCCCUCUUGUCUCAAUCGAUCGAGGGCUCUCUAAGUUCUUUGGAGCUCAAAACAUUCAGCUGCUAAAUAAUGGUUCAUACGCCAACCUUGCUCUCGACAAGUCCUCAGGGUCCGGUUUGGUUUCGCGAAGCAAAUACCAUUACGGAUUCUUCAGUGCCGCAAUCAAGCUUCCUGCUGGUCUUUCAUCUGGUGUUGUGUUGGCCUUCUAUUUGUCUAAUGCAGAUACAUUCCCGCACAGCCACGACGAGAUAGACAUCGAGUUGCUCGGUCAUGAUAAGAGAAACGACUGGGUCCUCCAAACAAACAUAUACUCCAAUGGCAGUGUAAGCACUGGGAGAGAAGAGAAGUUCUAUUUCUGGUUCGAUCCCACCCAAGAGCACCAUUACUACAGCAUCAUAUGGAACAGCCAUCAUAUUGUGUUUUUUGUGGAUAACAUACCAGUGAGAGAAUUCCCCUCAAGUGGUGCCUUCUCUUCCACAUACCCAUCAAAGCCGAUGUCUGUGUAUGCAACCAUAUGGGAUGGGUCACAGUGGGCAACUCAUGGAGGCAAAUACCCUGUGAACUACAAGUAUGCACCAUUCGUGGUCUCAUUAGCAGAGAUGGAAAUGGUGGGUUGUGUCUCAGAUCCGAGACAACAGCCACUGAGCUCGUGUUCCAGCAAGAGCCCAUCAUCAAGCUCAGACCCAGUGGAGGGUCAGGAUUUUGCCGCCCUGUCUCAGCAGCAGAUCAUGGCCAUGCAUUGGGCCAGGAGCAAGCUCAUGUUCUAUUCCUAUUGUAAAGACACUUCCAGGUUUAAGGUGAUGCCACCAGAAUGCAAGUAAAUACUUCUUCUAGAUUUUUUUCCUUUUCUGAUUUUUUUUUGUUUAUUUAUACCCCUAGAAAUAAGGGUCGAUGACACUCUACCUAUUUGUUUUUGGCCUAUAAUUCCAUUAUAUGUCUAUACAUAUUGACGCUGUCCUGUGAAGCCCUGUUUGUCUGGGUAAACAAAAGAUUUUUAUGUUCAUUGUAGAUCUUCAUUUC